GAAGUGAUAAGGAGGGCAUUAUAAGCUUGCAGCGUCGCCGUGCCAUGGACCAACUUGUACACAUCGCACGAUGGUUGACCUACAGGACGUGGCCGACGCCUGGCUUACCAAGUUCGCCGUCGCGGUGUUCUCUGGUGACGUUGCAGCGACGGUAGACUGCUUCAUACCCAAUGGCUGGCUUCGCGAUGUGCUAAUCUUCACUUGGGACACUCGUUCGCUCGAGGGUCGCGAAAAGAUAGCCGCAUACCUUCAGGACACUCUCUCUUCGGCGCACAUUUCAAACUUCAAGCUCGACGAAAAGCCUGGUCUGAAGCCAGAGCACGCGCUUGAUAGAGCUGUCGCGACAGGGUUCACUUUCGAAACCCCGGAUCGUACUGGACGUGGAUAUGCCUACCUGGUGAAAGAUGACGGGUCAUCCGAAUGGAAAGCUUUAUCAGUCUUCAUGAUGGUGGAGGAGAUCAAGGACCACGAGGAAUUGGGUCCGGAGCUCGGUGUCUAUGGUGGACAUACGCUCUCUUGGGAAGAAGUGAACGCUGCACGCCGGGCUGCUAUCGAAAGCGAUCCCUACGUGGUUAUAAUCGGAGCGGGACAGACUGGGCUGAACAUUGCAGCUCGCUUCAAGCAGAUGAACAUACCAACAAUCGUCGUAGAAAGGAACAGACGAGUCGGCGAUCAGUGGAGACAACGCUAUCCGACGUUAUCGUUGCAUACAACGCGCGCCCAUCAUACCUUGCUGUACCAGCCCUAUCCUCUUAACUGGCCGAAAUACACCCCGCGUGAUAAAGUUGCCGACUGGCUGGAGCAAUACGUCCAUUCUCAGGAUCUCAUUGUUUGGACCAAUUCACACAUUCUUCCUGACCCGAUUUACGACGUCAAGGAGAAACGGUGGCAUAUCGUUGUCAGUAAAGAUGGAAGCGAAGUAAAGCUGAACCCAGCCCACACCGUUAUCUGCGUAGGCACUCUUGGAGCGCCUUCAAUUCCCGACGUUCCAGAUAGAGAUGUCUUCCAAGGAGAUGUCAUACAUGCGAGCACGUACAAGGGCGGAGAGCCAUAUGCUGGCAAGAAAACCAUCGUCGUCGGAGCCGGCAACACAUCGGCAGAUAUCUGUCAAGAUCUCUCCUUCCGUGGUGCAAAGUCAGUCACUAUGGUGCAACGCUCGUCAACCUGCGUGGUAUCGUCGAAGACGAUCGCCGGCGUGAUGUCGGUGGCAUUUCCGGAUGGCGUACCAUACGAGAUAUGCGACAUCAAGUACUGGUCCAUGCCGCUGAACCUACAGCGGAAGAUGGCGCGAGCACGAGAAGCUUUAAUGUGGGAGACGGAGAAGGACCUGCAUGAUCAGCUCAAGAAAGGCGGAUUGAAGCUGAACAUGGGAAGAGACGGUUCCGGACAGCACUUCCUAAUAUAUGAGCGGUCUGGAGGCUUUUGGAUCGACGUAGGUUGUGGUCCGCUAAUUGGUUCCGGAACGGUCAAGGUCAAGCAAGGUGUUGAGCUCAAGCGACUUACCAAGAAUGGAGCUGUGUUUACAGAUGAUUCUGAGGUGGAAGCCGAUCUGGUCGUCUUCGCAACAGGGUAUUUGGAUCCUCGAGAUAGUUUGAAAGAAACUUUCGGGAAGGAGACCAUCGAACAGACAAGUCCGUUAUGGGGUCUAGACGAGGAAGGCGAGAUUCGAGGUGCCUAUAGACGAUCAGGCCAUCCAGGCAUAUGGUACGGCGCAGGCGAUUUUUCAAUGUCGCGGCCGCUGUCCAAACAACUGGCACUCCAAAUUAAAGCGAUCCAGUUGGGAAUGAUGCCUCAAUAAGACGGAGAAGCCACGGCCUGUUGUUGUAGCAGAACGAGGAUCUAUACAGUUAGAGGUUCGUAUGCUGUGGUGAGAUUCUUGCAUAUAUCUUGAAUCCUGUAGAUAGUGUGUCUGCUACUGCUGUCAAGUAUCCGCACCACGUCUUCACAUUGCACUGGAUCAAUGACCCACAUGAGAGUCGCU
Molecule: messenger RNA, 1981 nt
Organism: Laetiporus sulphureus 93-53
Lineage: Eukaryota; Fungi; Basidiomycota; Agaricomycetes; Polyporales; Laetiporaceae
Product: FAD/NAD-P-binding domain-containing protein
Exons: 8
Coding region: 71-1798 (575 amino acids)
Molecular function (GO): NADP binding; N,N-dimethylaniline monooxygenase activity; flavin adenine dinucleotide binding
Source: RefSeq, a predicted model, not a curated record